Messenger RNA from Mugil cephalus (flathead mullet), 730 nucleotides. Its product is annotated as sperm acrosome membrane-associated protein 4-like. The record is from RefSeq and is a predicted model, not a curated record. The transcript is spliced from 3 exons. NCBI's taxonomy places the organism in Eukaryota, Metazoa, Chordata, Actinopteri, Mugiliformes, Mugilidae. Bases 90 to 467 code for a protein of 125 amino acids.
CUCAAAUAAGCCACUCAGACAGUGGGAUCUCGAAGGGUUAGGGGACCUUGGUGGAGUUUUCAUUUGUAGGUAUAUUUAAGACCAGCACGAUGAGCAAAUUACUGUGGAGGUGUGCAGCACUGCUGACUCUGUUCAUUGCAGUUCAAUGUCUCCAAUGCAACACUUGUGAUUUUAAGAUCUUUGGCCAAUGUGUGGGCAGGUCUCCAGUAAAUUGCACGGGAGAUGAGAACAGAUGCUACACCGGGGUUGCCAAGUUCACCGGCGCACUGAUGGAUAUCCACGCUCGAGGUUGCAUUGAAGCAUUUAACUGUACUAACCAGACAGGGCAAAUCCUGACCGUUAACUACACCAUCACCAGGACCUGCUGCAGCGGCGACCUGUGCAACGGGGCGGCCCCCGUCCAGAUGCCCCUGACUGCAGCUCUGUGUGCCGCGCUGGUGGCAGUCUGGAGCCAGUGGAGCCUUUAAAAAUGAUCCAUUUGCAGUCAGGUUCCCUGUGAUAUUAAUAUAAUGGAGGGACAGUGGCAGAUAUGACUCAGCAUGAAACAUGAGAUUUGUAGCUGUAUACACUGUAGUAAAGACUAUGUAAGAUCAUGUGAGUAAAUUACUUUUUUAUGAUGUCAACACUCUUUCACAAACUGUAAUUUAAUAUUAAUUUGUUUUUCCCCGGCUUAAUUUUUAACACUGAUUUAAAUUAAACUAAAACAACUAUUAAUUAUUACGACCGUAAA